UUGCUCUCCGUUCACGGCAGAAGAAGAACAUGCUUGACACCAUUCGGUGUUUACAUUUUGUAGCAGAAAGUGUUAAACUCUGUUUUCAAAAUGCCAUUCGCUGUAAGUGACUUUUGCGGUGACUGAGUACACAAGGACGACGAAGUUUGACAUGAACGUUUUAUUUGUUUCUUAGUUUUUGAACACUCGACACAGCAACAGUGAGGUUUCUGUGGGUAAUGUUUAACGUUACCCGUUGUCACGCGCUGUGUGAGACUUCAGACCCAAUGAAGUAACAGAUUAGUUCACAACCCCUCAGUGUUACUCUACUUCUAGAAAGACUGUUCGCUUUACAGUAGGAGAAGUGCCUUUCAUUGCUCCCCAUGAUGCCAUUGAGGAAUACCGGUCUGAAAAGAUCUUUACCAUUUCAGACCAAAACUGGACUGGAAGUUUCUGCAGAGGUUCUACAGCAUUCUGAAAAUUCUUUUCCCAAGCUGGUCCAACCAGAACGUGCUCAUGUUUGCGACAUUGCUUGGAGUCACUAUUUUAGUUCAACUGGUGAUUUAUCAGGUGGGUCUUAUUCCAAGCCAGUUUUACGGUGUCUUGUCUCAGAAGAACUAUGGCAAGUUUCAAGAGUUGGUGUCAUUUGCCAUUCUCCUUAUCCUUAUCAACUCUGUUAUCUUCAUCUGCUUUUUCAGCUAAAAAGUGUUGAACAGUACAUCUGUAGUCUCCUGUAUGUGAGCUGGAGGGAGUCUCUAACAGAGGACCUACAUAGAGAUUACUUCUGGGGACGAGUGUACUACACCCUAAACGUACUCCGGAAGGACAUUGAUAACCCAGACCAGCGGAUCAGUCAGGAUGCAGAGAGACUCUGCAAGCAGCUGAGCAGUAUGGCUAGUAGGCUCGUCAUAUCCCCCUUCACUAUCUCAUACUACACCUUACAGUGCUUCAACAACACUGGUUGGAUCGGACUACUUAGUAUUUUUGGCUACUUUGUGAUAGGGACAGUUGUCAACAAGAUCCUGAUGGGACCCAUUGUUCUCACUCUGAUUGAACAAGAAAAGCUGGAAGGAGACUUCAGAUUCAAGCACAUGCAGAUCAGAGUCAAUGCAGAAUCAGCAGCAUUCUAUAGGGCAGGCAAGGUGGAGUGUAUGCGGACAAACUGGAGACUUCAGCGUCUCCUCCGCACACAGAGGAGUCUGAUGAACAAGGAGCUCUGGCUUUAUAUUGGAGUGAACACGUUCGACUAUCUGGGAAGCAUCCUUAGCUACGUCGUCAUUGCAAUCCCUAUCUUUGCAGGUGUCUAUGAUGGUAUGACCCCUGGUGAGCUCAGCUCUCUUGUCAGCAAGAAUGCCUUUGUGUGCAUAUACCUGAUUAACUGUUUCACGCAGCUCAUAGACCUCUCCACAACACUCUCAGAUGUUGCAGGAUACACCCACAGAAUUGGAGAGUUAAGGGAAGUGAUCAUCGAUAUUGGCAGGAAACAGUGUGAUUGCGAUCCUGCUCUAGGGGAGGCAUAUAACUUUGACAGUGACGGGGAAUUCCUGAACUCCUCCAGUGGCACUGCUUUUGUGCUACAGCAGCUGUCCUAUAAGUGUCCUCUAUCUGAGGAACUGCUGGUCAAAGAGCUGAGCCUCAAGAUUUGCCAGGAUACACAUCUUCUGCUGGUGGGCAACACUGGUACAGGGAAAACCUCACUACUCAGGGUUCUCAACCGAUUGUGGGAACCUUCUAAUGGUUCUGUUGAGAUGACCACAUUUUUUGGCCCAAGGGGCAUCCUCUUCUUGCCACAGAAACCCUACUUGACUGAUGGCACACUCCGAGAACAGGUGAUCUACCCUUUGAAAGACAUUUAUCCAGCAGCAGGUUCUGUUGAUGAUGAGAGAAUUCUUCAGUACCUUGAACUGGCUGGGGUGUCCAGUCUUAUAAAGAGAACAGGAGGACUGGAUGAGAAAGUGGACUGGAACUGGUAUGAUGUCUUAUCACCAGGAGAAAUGCAGAGACUCUGCUUUGCUAGGCUGUUCUACCUACAGCCAAAAUUUGCAGUGCUGGAUGAAGCCACCAGUGCUCUGACAGAAGAAGCAGAGGGACAGCUGUACAGGACUUGUAAACAGCUGGGCAUGACUCUUGUUAGCCUAGGUCACCGCAGCAGCCUGGAGAAGUACCAUGAUGUCAUGCUGCGACUGUGUGGAGGCGGUCAAUGGGAACUCACCAAAUUAAAAAUGGAGUGAACCUCAGGAUUUGCUUAGCCGAAAUGAAUGGCUCAGUCUGUACACACACAUCCUUUGUAUUUGUCAAAAACAUCAAGACCUUUUUCUGAUGUGGAAAAUUACUUGUGUAUCAGAAAAAUUAAAAUUUUGAAAAAAC
Molecule: messenger RNA, 2346 nt
Organism: Pygocentrus nattereri (red-bellied piranha)
Lineage: Eukaryota; Metazoa; Chordata; Actinopteri; Characiformes; Serrasalmidae
Gene: abcd4
Product: ATP-binding cassette, sub-family D (ALD), member 4
Exons: 19
Coding region: 363-2210 (615 amino acids)
Biological process (GO): long-chain fatty acid import into peroxisome; very long-chain fatty acid catabolic process; peroxisome organization
Cellular component (GO): peroxisomal membrane
Molecular function (GO): ATP hydrolysis activity; long-chain fatty acid transmembrane transporter activity; ATP binding
Source: RefSeq, a predicted model, not a curated record